Molecule: messenger RNA, 216 nt
Organism: Penicillium vulpinum
Lineage: Eukaryota; Fungi; Ascomycota; Eurotiomycetes; Eurotiales; Aspergillaceae
Exons: 1
Coding region: 1-216 (71 amino acids)
Molecular function (GO): oxidoreductase activity
Source: RefSeq, a predicted model, not a curated record
AUGGCGCCCAGUGGUGAUACGCUGCCAUUGGCAUCCCUCCCGCUUCUCGUCAACGAUAAGUCAAUCGUGACCGAUCAGACCUUUGAGGUCAAGAAUCCAGCAACUGGGACAGUGCUGCAAAAGUGCAGCACUGCCUCUGUUGAACAUGAUGACAAAGCUGUAGGAUCGUCCCAGAAAGCGUUCACUGAUUGCAACACCCGCACUCUCUAUGAGUGA